AUGGACGUUCGUUUCCACAAUUUGUCAGUGUCCGCGGACAUUGUCGUGGUGGACAAUUCUGGAGCCAAGUACGAACUGCCAACGAUCCCCAAUACGAUAAAGAAGGCCUUUGUCGGGCCCAAGAAACGCGUCGUACGCAAAGAAAUCCUCAAGAACAUUAGCGGUGUCUUCGCUCCGGGCGAGAUCACGCUGCUGCUGGGUCAGCCUGGUUCCGGCAAGUCGUCUCUCAUGAAAAUACUGAGUGGCAGAUUUCCAAUUGAGAAAAACAUCACGGUGGAAGGCGGCGUGACUUUCAACAACGUUCAACGAGAACAGAUCAUCCAACCUUUGCCUCAAUUCGUUUCGUACGUGAACCAGCGUGACAAGCACUUCCCCAUGUUGACAGUGAAGGAGACACUGGAGUUCGCCCACCAAUUCUGUGGAAGUACGUUGUUGAAACACAACGCAGACUUGCUCUCGCAAGGCUCUGUCCAGGAAAACCAGGAAGCGAUUGAGGCGGCUAAGGCCAUGUUUCCACACUACCCGGACGUCAUCCUUCAGCAACUUGGACUGAAAAACUGCCAAGACACGAUCGUUGGUGACGCCAUGACUCGAGGUAUCUCUGGCGGAGAGCGCAAGCGCGUUACGACGGGUGAGAUGAAAUUUGGCAUGAAGUAUGUGUCGCUCAUGGACGAGAUCAGUACGGGUCUCGACAGUGCGGCUACGUACGAUAUCAUCAGCACGCAACGUAGUAUCGCGCACAAGCUGCACAAGAACAUUGUGAUAGCACUGCUUCAGCCUUCCCCCGAGGUGUUCUCAUUGUUCGACGAUGUGAUGAUUUUGAACGAGGGUGAGCUUAUGUACCAUGGUCCCUGCAGCCAAGUCGAGGGGUACUUCGAAGGACUGGGCUUCAAAUGUCCUCCAGGACGCGAUAUUGCCAACUAUCUCCUGGAUCUGGCCUUUCGCUUGACGGCUAUUCACCAGGAGAUGCUUCGUUUUUUGGAAGCUCCAUAUGAUCAGGAGCUGCUGCGAUGUGCUAAUGAGAGCAUGAAAGCGAUGCCGAUGUUCAGCCAAUCGUUCGUCGAAAGCACCUUGACGUUGCUGAGACGCCAGGCUAUGGUUUUGUACCGGAACAAGCCCUUCAUUCUUGGACGAGUGCUCAUGAUCACAGUCAUGGGCUUGUUGUACUGCACCAUCUUCUACGACUUUGAUCCCACGCAGGUCUCUGUGGUGCUGGGUGCUGUGUUAUCCUCUGUUAUGUUUGUGUCCAUGGGCCAUUCAUCCCAGAUCGCAACGUAUAUGGCUGACCGUGAGAUCUUUUACAAACAGCGAGGAGCCAGCUUCUUCCGCACGGCGUCGUACGUUCUUGCCAACUCAGCGAGUCAAAUUCCACUAGUUCUAUGCGAGACGGUCAUCUUCGGAGUGCUCGUCUACUUUCUGUGCGGCUUUGAAGCCGAUGCGUCUCUGUUCCUCAUCUUUGAGAUCGUUCUCUUCUUCACAAACCUGGCAAUGGGAAUGUGGUUCUUCUUCCUGAGCUCAGUGGGUCCCAACGCGAACAUCGUCACGCCUUUGAACAUGUGCUCCAUCCUCGUGUUCGUGAUUUUCGCUGGCUUCAUUGUGACGACGGACCAGAUCCCGGACUAUUUGAUCUGGGCCCACUGGAUUAGUCCCAUGAGCUGGAGUAUCAAGGCGUUGUCCAUCAACCAAUACCGGUCGAGUGGCAUGGAUGUAUGCGUCUACGAUGGCGUGGACUACUGUGCGAAGUAUGGGAUGACAAUGGGCAAGUACUACUUGGACUUGUUUGGUCUGGACACGGAGAAAUCCUGGGUCACUUACGGUAUUAUCUACAUAACUGCUAUCUACGUGGUGUUCAUGAUCUUGUCGGGUCUUGCACUUGAAUUCCUCCGCUACGAGACCCCCGAGAAUGUCGACGUGUCCGAGAAGCCCAUCGAGGACGAAACCUACACGAGGAUGGAGACGCCCAAGAACAACAUAUCAGCGGCGACGGAGGACUGCGUUGUGGACGUUCAGUCGACCGCUCAGGAGAAGAUCUUCGUGCCAGUGACCAUGGCUUUCCAAGACCUUCACUACUUCGUGCCGGAUCCCCACAACCCCAAGGAAUCUCUCGAGCUGCUAAAGGGGAUCAACGGGUUUGCUGUGCCCGGGUCCAUCACAGCUCUCAUGGGCUCGUCGGGUGCAGGCAAGACGACGCUGAUGGACGUGAUCGCAGGACGUAAGACUGGCGGGAAGAUCACCGGCAGAAUCCUGUUGAACGGCUACGAAGCGAACGACCUCGCCAUCCGUCGGUGCACGGGCUACUGUGAGCAGAUGGACGUGCACUCGGAGGCUGCUACGAUCCGCGAGGCGUUGACGUUCAGCUCGUUCCUCCGUCAGGAUGCCUCGAUCUCGGACGACAAGAAGUACGACUCGGUCAACGAGUGUAUUGAGCUCUUGGGCUUGGAGGACAUCGCGGACCAGAUCAUCCGCGGCAGCUCAGUCGAACAGAUGAAGCGCUUGACUAUCGGCGUGGAGCUCGCUGCUCAGCCGAGUGUCAUCUUCCUGGACGAACCUUCCAGUGGACUGGACGCUCGCUCGGCGAAGCUCAUUAUGGACGGUCCGUCAGCCGAAGUGUUCUUCUUGUUCGAUAGUCUGCUGCUGCUGAAGCGUGGAGGCGAGACGGUGUUCUACGGAGACUUGGGCCGCGAUUGCUGUAACUUGAUCGAGUACUUCGAAGGUAUCCUGGGGGUGUCUUCCCUCCCUCUUGGCUACACAAUCCCGCGACGUGGAUGCUGGAAUGUAUUGGCGCCGGUCGCGCUGAGUGAGGCUCUGCACAACAACCUCGCCAAGGAAGGCAUCACCGCGCCCUCCCCGGACCUACCAGAGAUGAUCUUCGCCGACAAAUGUGCAGCCAACUCGGCGACGCAGAUGAAGUUCGUCGUGACCCGAUUCAUCCAGAUGUACUGGCGAACUCCGAGCUACAGCCUCACGCGCAUGAGCCUCGCUGUGUUCCUCGCACUGGUCAUCGGUCUCGUGUUUAUCGACGCUGACUACGCGUCGUACACGGGUCUAAACUCGGGUGUCGGAAUGGUCUACAUGGGUGCUCUCUUCCAAGCGAUGAUGACGUUCCAGAGUAUUCUGCCGCUUGCCUGCUCCGAGCGAGCGUCGUACUACCGGGAACGCGCGUCGCAGACGUACAAUGCGCUGUGGUACUUUGUGGGCUCGACCGUGGCUGAGAUCCCCUACUGCUUCUGCAGUGGCUUGCUCUUCACGGUUGUGUUCUACCCCAUGGUGGGCUUCACGGGCUUCUGGACUGGCGUCGUGUUCUGGCUGACGAUCUCGCUGCUGGCUCUCAUGCAAGUGUACCAAGGAAUGAUGUUCGCUUUCUUGUUGCCGUCCGAGGAAACCGCGUCCAUCUUCGGACUUCUCUUCAAUCCCGUCACGAUGAUGGGGAUGGGCUACAGUCCUCCGUCCUACUCGAUCCCGUCCGGUUACACGUGGCUGUACCGAAUUUCCCCCUUGCGAUUCCCUCUCUCGAUUCUGGAGGCGCUGGUGUUUGCGGACUGUGACGACCUUCCAACGUGGAACGAGACGACGCAGUCGUAUGAGAACGGGGGCUCCAAGAUCGGAUGCCAGCCCAUGGCCGACUCCCCCGUGACGGUGGGCCACAUCACCGUCAAGGAGUACACGGAACAGUACUUUGGCUACGAGCACGAGAGUAUCACGCACUUCUUCUUCAUCCUGAUCGGCUGCAUCAUUCUCUACAGCGUCGUCGGACUCAUUGCGCUGCGCUACAUCAACCACCAGAAGCGGUAG
Phytophthora infestans T30-4 is the source of this 3792-nucleotide messenger RNA. RefSeq names its product ATP-binding Cassette (ABC) Superfamily. Gene Ontology annotation, molecular function: ATP binding; ABC-type transporter activity; ATP hydrolysis activity. The transcript is spliced from 4 exons. The coding region runs from base 1 to 3792 and encodes 1263 amino acids. The record is from RefSeq and is a predicted model, not a curated record. Gene Ontology annotation, cellular component: membrane. NCBI's taxonomy places the organism in Eukaryota, Oomycota, Peronosporomycetes, Peronosporales, Peronosporaceae.